Messenger RNA from Onychostruthus taczanowskii (white-rumped snowfinch), 2777 nucleotides. It is a transcript of the gene IMMT, whose product is annotated as inner membrane mitochondrial protein. NCBI's taxonomy places the organism in Eukaryota, Metazoa, Chordata, Aves, Passeriformes, Passeridae. The transcript has 15 exons. Gene Ontology annotation, cellular component: MICOS complex. Bases 75 to 2432 code for a protein of 785 amino acids. The record is from RefSeq and is a predicted model, not a curated record. Gene Ontology annotation, biological process: cristae formation.
CGGGAGCCGCGGGCGUGGCCCGGGGGCCGGCGGGGCCUCGGUGGGGACGCGCACGGCCCGGCGGCCCCGCACGGAUGGCGCGUGGGUGGGAGGCAGGCGCGCUCCUGGGCGGGAAGGACGUGACCUUGCCUUCCCCGGCGCGGCCUCCGCGCAGCCCCUCCGGAGCCCGCCGGCUCCGGCCCCACGAAGGGUCGGGACCGGCGCGGCGUGUGGCGUGGGGACACGGGUGGAGUCAGCGCUCAUGUAACAGUCGGUGUGUGAGAGCCUCGCUCCGUCCAUCGCGGCUGUACCGCGGAUAUGCCACCCACUCCGGGGAGUCCGGCGUUUCCGUGGGCAAAAUCAUUGGUGCAGGUCUGCUGUUUGUGGGAGGAGGGAUAGGUGGGACCGUCCUGUAUGCCAGCUAUGACAGACAGUUCAGGGAGAGCGUGGAGAAGGCCAUUCCCUACUCUGACAAACUCUUUGAGAUGGCACUUGGCCCUGCACCUUCCGGCACACCAGUGUCAAAGAAACCAAUACAUCAAGGUCCACUGAAGAUCUCAUCUGUAGCAGAAGUAAUGAAAGAGUCUAAACAGCCUGCUCCCAAAUCCCAGAUAGGCAAACCAGAAGGUGCUGCUCCUACAGAGGAAAAAGGAGCAGGCAAGGCUGCAGCACAGAUCAUCUCUGCAACAGGGGUAGCCGUGUCAGUGCCAGCUCCGGAGAUACAGACUGAAGAAGGUAAACAACACGAAGGUUCCCAUGCUAUCAAAGAACGGCCACCAGAAGAAGUUGCAGCCCGGCUUGCCCAGCAAGACAAAGAGGAGCAAGAGAAGGUAUCAGCCCUUGCAGCAACUCUAGAAGGAGCCCUAAACACAACUGCUCGUGUAACCCUUCAGGCCAUCACUGCUCAGGAGUCAGCUGUGCAAGCAGUGAAUGCCCAUUCCCAAAUACUGAAGGAUGCCAUGGAUGAUUCUGAGGACGCCGGGGGGAAGAAAUCCUCGCAGUGGCGCACGCUGGAGGAGGCGCUGAAGGACCGCAGGAGAGCCGUGGAUGAAGCUGCUGAUGCCCUUCUGAAAGCCAAAGAGGAGUUAGAGAAGACAAAGGGUGUCAUCGAGAGGGCCAAGAAGUCUCAGCUGGCAGGAGCCAAACCUCACAUUGUUGCUGCAGAAGAAAAUCUCCAUCACAUGAUUGUGGACUUGGACAAUGUGGUGAAAAAGGUUCAGGCAGCACAGUCUGAGGCCAAGAUCGUGGCUCAGUACCACGAGCUGGUGGCCAAAGCCAGAGAGGAGUUCCAGAAGGAGCUGGACAGCAUCACCCCUGACGUGAAGCCUGGCUGGAAGGGGAUGAAGAUAACUGACUUAGCUGGGCAGCUGUCCACAGACGACCUGAACUCCCUGAUCGCGCACGCCCACCGGCGCAUCGACCAGCUGAACCGGGAGCUGGCGGAGCAGCGCGUGCGCGAGCAGCAGCACAUCGAAACCGCCCUGGAGAAGCAGAAACUCGAAGAUAAAAGAGCAUUUGAGGCAGCUGUGGCCAAAGCGCUGGAACGUCACAAAAAUGAGAUUGAAUUAGAACAGGAGAGGAAGGUGGAAGAGGUGCGGGAGGUGAUGGAGACCGAAAUGCGGACCCAGCUCCGGCGCCAGGCUGCUGCCCACACCGACCACCUCAGAGACGUCCUGAAGAUCCAGGAGCAGGAUCUAAAGGUGGAAUUUGAGCAGAACCUAUCAGAGAAGCUCAGUGAACAGGAGAUGCAGUUCAGACGCCUUACUCAGGAACAGCUUGACAACUUCACCUUGGAUAUAAACACCGCCUAUGCCAGGCUGAAGGGAAUUGAGCAAGCAGUCGAGAGUCACGCAGUAGCAGAAGAGGAGGCCAGGAAGGCCCAUCAGCUGUGGCUCUCUGUGGAAGCGCUCAAAUUCUGCAUGAGGUCAGGCACGGGGGACAGUCCCACGGAGCCCCUGGGCAGCGCGGUGAAGGCCAUCAAAGCCAGCUGCGCCGACAACGCCUUCACGGAAGCCUUAACAGCAGCUCUGCCGGAGGAGUCCCUGACGCGGGGCGUGUACAGCGAGGAGGCCCUCAGAGCACGCUUCUACACAGUCCAAAAACUGGCAAAACGAGUGGCCAUGAUCGACGAGACGAGGAACAGCCUGUACCAAUACUUCCUGUCCUACCUGCAGUCGCUGCUGGUGUUCCACCCUCAGCAGCUGAAGCCACCGGCCGAGCUCAGCCCCGACGACCUCGACACGUUUAAGUUACUGUCUUACGCUUCCUACUGCAUCGAGCACGGAGACCUGGAGCUGGCGGCCAAAUUUGUCAACCAGUUACGAGGGGAGUCGAGGAGGGUGGCACACGACUGGCUCACGGAAGCGCGGAUGACCCUAGAAACCAAACAGAUUGUGGAUAUCUUGACAGCGUACGCCAGUGCUGUGGGGUUGGGAACAACUCAAGUGCAGUGAGCUAGGAUUGGAGCUUGGAGGCAGUUCAGCUGUUCUGGGCCAGAGAGAAAUCCCAUGAUCUCCUGAGGGUUCAAACAGAGCUGUUGGCAGGGGCUGGAAGCAGUAAAUCAAAGCACGGGUACCAUCUUGUUUCCUUGCACUGUAUUUAAUUUCACCAUCUGUUGUAUUUUUGUUGGUUUUGAGUUGUCAUGACAACCAACUUCAGGAAGCUUCCCUACAAUUUGUGUAAGAAUUAAUGUUUCCCCAUCUUUACCAAGUGGGCCUGUGAUCGAACCAAAAUAAUGUUUGUAACCUGCCAUUAAUCAUUUGCCACUUUGUCAGCUGAAUAAAACAAGACUUCAACCA